UAUGGAGACACCGGUGCCUGUUUCUACGGAAACCAGGGCGGGGUCGAACAGCUCCGGGCGGCGGAGAAGCCUAUCCACAGCCCCGGAGUCCACUCGGGUUACUCCAGGAGUUCAGGACGGUUGGAAGUGGGGAAGGAGGCUGCUCCCCCGGUGCUGGGCUGCUGGCCGGCAGGGCCUUCAUACAGAGGCCCUCCCGGACCCUCGGCUUUUCCUCUGACUUCUUGUGCCUGCUGUGAGCUUCGCUGGAUUCAGGGUCUUGGUCGUGAGAGGAACGUCAUGUCGGUGCCCCGGUUGCGCGCGCUGCCGCUGCUGCUCCUGCUGGGCGCGUCGUGGGCGCGGGCGGGCGCCCCGCGCUGCACCUACACCUUCGUACUGCCCCAGCAGAAGUUCACCGGCGCCGUGUGCUGGAGCGGAGCGGCUGCCGCACGACCCACUGCUGAGGCCGUGAACGCCAGCGAGGUGGCGGCGCUGCGCAUGCGCGUCGGCCGCCACGAGGAGCUGCUGCGCGAGCUGCAGAGACUGGCCGCCGCCGACGGCGCAGUGGCCGGCGAGGUGCGCGCGCUGCGCAAGGAGAGCCGCGGCCUGAGCGCGCGCCUGGGCCAGCUGCGCGCGCAGCUGCAGCAUGAGGCCGGCACGGGGGCGGGGCCGAGCCAGGGGGCGGAGCCUGCCGCUGCUCUGGCGCUGCUCGGGGAACGCGUGCUCAAUGCGUCGGCCGAGGCUCAGCAGGCCGCCGCCCGCUUCCACCAGCUGGACGUCAAGUUUCGAGAGCUGGCACAGCUGGUCAGCCAGCAGAGCGACCUCAUCGCCCGCCUGGAGCGCCUGUGCCCGGGGGGCGCCGGCGGGCAACAGCAGGUCCUGCCCCCGCCCCUGGUGCCUGUGGUGCCCUUGAGUCUGGUGGGCAGCACCAAUAACACCAGCAGGAGGCUGGACCCAGCCCCAGAGCCCCAGAGAGACCAGACCCAGAGACAACAGGGCUCCUUGGCCUCUCCUAUGCCUGCAGGGGCCCCUGUGAUCCCUACCAAGCCAUCAGGCCCGUGGCAGGACUGUGCGGAGGCCCACCAGGCAGGCCACAGCCAGAGUGGGGUCUACGAGCUGCGACUCGGCCGGCUCCAGGUGUCCGCGUGGUGCGAGCAGCAGCUGGAGGGCGGAGGGUGGACGGUGAUCCAGCGGCGCCAGGACGGCUCCGUCAACUUCUUCACCACCUGGCAGCACUACAAGGUGGGCUUUGGGCGGCCUGACGGGGAAUACUGGCUGGGCCUCGAACCUGUGCAUCAGCUGACCAGYCGGGGAGACCACGAGCUGCUGGUGCUCCUGGAGGACUGGGGGGGCCGUGGGGCACGUGCCCACUAUGAUAGCUUCUCUCUGGAACCCGAGAGUGACCACUAUCGCCUGCGGCUUGGCCAGUACCACGGUGACGCUGGAGAUUCUCUUUCUUGGCACAACGACAAACCCUUCAGCACUUUGGAUAGAGAUCGAGACUCCUAUUCCGGUAACUGCGCCUUGUACCAGCGCGGGGGCUGGUGGUACCAUGCCUGUGCCCACUCCAACCUCAACGGUGUGUGGCACCGUGGUGGCCACUACCGAAACCGCUACCAGGAUGGUGUCUACUGGGCUGAGUUCCGUGGCGGGGCGUACUCCCUCAAGAAAGCCGCCAUGCUGAUCCGACCCGCCAGGCCCUGACUGCCCGCGCCUCUGCCCG
Molecule: messenger RNA, 1699 nt
Organism: Urocitellus parryii (Arctic ground squirrel)
Lineage: Eukaryota; Metazoa; Chordata; Mammalia; Rodentia; Sciuridae
Gene: Angptl6
Product: angiopoietin like 6
Biological process (GO): fibrinolysis; platelet aggregation; blood coagulation, common pathway
Cellular component (GO): fibrinogen complex
Molecular function (GO): protein-macromolecule adaptor activity; extracellular matrix structural constituent
Source: RefSeq, a predicted model, not a curated record